Molecule: messenger RNA, 2529 nt
Organism: Trichosurus vulpecula (common brushtail)
Lineage: Eukaryota; Metazoa; Chordata; Mammalia; Diprotodontia; Phalangeridae
Product: lon protease homolog, mitochondrial-like
Biological process (GO): protein quality control for misfolded or incompletely synthesized proteins; chaperone-mediated protein complex assembly; mitochondrion organization
Cellular component (GO): mitochondrial matrix
Molecular function (GO): ATP hydrolysis activity; serine-type endopeptidase activity; single-stranded DNA binding
Source: RefSeq, a predicted model, not a curated record
AACGCCCUCUCACCCAUGAUGAUCCCUGAGAACUUCCCGCAUGUGCCGCUCAUCACCGUCACCCACAACCCUGUGUCCCCCCGCUUCAUCAAGAUCAUCCAGGUUAAAAACAAGAAGUUGGGUGAACUGCUACGAAAAAAAGUUCACCUUGCCCAGCCAUAUGGCGGUGUCUUUCUAAAGCGAGAUGACAACGAUGAGUCCGAUGUGGUUGAGAACCUGGAUGAAAUUUACCACAUGGGAACUUUCAUCAACAUUCAGGAAAUGCACGAUCAGCAUAUGAUAGUCAUGGGACACAGAAGGAUUCGUAUAAACAAACAAUUAAAGGUAGCCCCUGAGAUACGGGAACUAGAAAAUGAACAGAAAAGGAGAAAACCCAAGCUAGCCAAGGAGGAGGCAGAGGAGGAACAAAGUGCCAAAAACCAGGUGGUAGACCUGGUGAUAGAACCUGCCACCAGUUCUGGGGAUGAAAUACUCAUGGUAGAAGUGGAAAAUGUACUCCAUGAAAACUUCCAAGUCAAUGAGGAAGUUAAAGCCUUUAUUGCAGAAAUUGUGAAGACAAUUCGAGAUAUCAUUGCUUUGAAUCCCCUCUAUAGAGAGUCUGUGAUUCAGAUGAUGCAGGUUGGGCAGAGACCUCUGGACAAUCCCAUCUUCUUGAGUGACUUGGGGGCAGCGCUGACAGGAGCCACAUCUCAGGAGCUGCAGGAUGUCCUGGAAGAAACAAACAUUCCAAAUCGGCUCUACAAGGCCCUCUCUCUGCUCAAGAAGGAAUUGGCAUUGAACAAACUGCAGCAGCAUCUGGGCCAGGAGGUAGAAGAGAAAAUCAAGCAAACUCACCGCAAGUACCUUCUGCAAGAGCAGCUAAAAAUUAUCAAGAAAGAGCUGGGCCUAGAGAAAGAUGAUAAAGAUGCCAUUGAAGAGAGAUUCCGAGAACGUUUAAAGGAGCUUCUUGUUCCCAAGCACGUCAUGCAUGUGAUUGAUGAGGAGAUCAGAAAAUUGGGCUUCUUGGAUAAUCAUUCCUCAGAGUUCAGUGUCACCCGAAAUUGCUUGGACUGGUUGACUUCCAUACCCUGGGGAAAGUACAGUGAUGAGAAUCUGGAUCUGUCCCGAGCCACACAAGUCCUGGAGGAAGAUCAUUAUGGCAUGGAGGAUGUCAAGAAGCGCAUCUUGGAAUUUAUUGCUGUGAGAAAACUCCGAGGAUCAACACAAGGGAAGAUCCUUUGCUUCUAUGGGCCUCCAGGAGUGGGAAAGACAAGCAUUGCUCGCUCCAUUGCAAGAGCUUUGAAUAGAGAAUAUUUCCGGUUCAGUAUUGGAGGCAUGACAGAUGUGGCAGAAGUCAAAGGACACAGGAGGACAUAUGUUGGGGCCAUGCCAGGGAAGAUCAUCCAGUGUCUGAAAAAGACCCAGACAGAAAAUCCCCUGAUUCUAAUAGAUGAAGUAGAUAAGAUUGGGCGGAGCUACCAGGGAGACCCCUCUUCUGCAUUGCUUGAGCUUCUAGAUCCAGAGCAGAACUUCAGCUUCCUUGAUCACUGCCUAGAUGUCCCAGUAGAUCUGUCUAAAGUUUUAUUCAUCUGCACAGCCAAUAUUAUAGAAACCAUCGCUGACACCGUGAGAGAUAGGAUGGAGAUGAUCAAUGUCUCUGGCUACGUGGCCCAGGAAAAACUCGCCAUUGCAGAGCGUUACCUACUCCCUCAUGCCCGAGCCUUAUGUGGUCUGGAUGAAAGCAAGGCCAAAAUCUCAUCAGAUGUGUUGACCCUUCUCAUCAAGCAGUAUUGCCGGGAAAGUGGUGUCAGAAACCUGCAGAAGCAGGUGGAGAAACUGUUAAGAAAAUGUGCUUAUGAGAUAAUCAGUGGGGAGAUGGAGUCUGUGGAAGUAACACCUGAGAACCUACAGGACUUUGUAGGGAAGCCCAUCUUCACUGUGGAACGCAUGUAUGAUGUAACACCACCAGGUGUGGUCAUGGGUCUGACAUGGACAGCCCUGGGAGGUUCUACCUUGUUCAUUGAGACCUCACUACGGCGCCCCAAGGAAAAAGACAACAAAGAUGGGAGCCUAGAGGUGACAGGUCAGUUGGGGGACAUUAUGAAAGAAAGUGCCAGGAUUGCAUAUACGUUUGCCCGGGCAUUCUUAAUGCAUGAAGAUCCAUCCAACGAUUUCCUCUUGACCUCAAACAUUCAUCUGCAUGUUCCUGCGGGUGCAACCCCCAAGGAUGGCCCUAGUGCAGGUUGUACCAUUGUCACCGCACUGCUCUCCUUGGCCAUGAACCAGUCUAUUCGACAGGACGUAGCCAUGACAGGGGAGGUGUCCCUCACUGGCAAGAUCCUUCCCGUGGGAGGCAUUAAGGAGAAGACCAUUGCAGCCAAAAGAGCAGGGGUCACCUGUGUCAUCUUCCCUGCAGAGAACAGGACAGACUAUCAUGACCUUGCAGACUACAUCACUGAAGGGCUAGAAGUGCACUUUGUGAAGCACUAUGAUGAGAUCUUUGACAUUGUCUUUCACAAGAGGAAACUGAUGAAUGACGAACUUUCAUAG